Cottoperca gobio is the source of this 1785-nucleotide messenger RNA. RefSeq names its product chemokine-like protein TAFA-2. The transcript has 6 exons. Bases 449 to 862 code for a protein of 137 amino acids. The record is from RefSeq and is a predicted model, not a curated record. Lineage: Eukaryota; Metazoa; Chordata; Actinopteri; Perciformes; Bovichtidae. Gene Ontology annotation, molecular function: receptor ligand activity.
CUGUCAGACUGGGAAGAGACGCGGCGGAGCAAAGACUGCAGACUCAAGUGAUUGAUCAGGAUCGAUCCCACUCUGAGAAACUAAUAUAUUCAUUUCAAGUGCGUGGUGUGAUCCUCCGGGGGACUGUCACACACACCAAAAGGCGCAAAUAAAGAGUGUUAACAGGCUACUUUCUGGACCAUAACGGAAUAAGGAGACAGGGGAGGUGCAGGAGAAUCUCGGCGGUGCGGCGGAUGAGAUGCCCGCGCAGAAUAAUCGUGUCUGAUUCUGACAAGGCAAUUUUUGAUUUCAUCCGGAAAAAAAAAAGAGGCACCACUCCCGGUUGUUUUUUGUUGACAAUCCAGGACGCAAAUGCCACAUUACAUACACACCCGUGGAUUGUAGCAGCAGCCCCACCGAUGCUGUGAGAGGGCGUUAAGGUGCGGGAAGGGAGUGGGACAAUUACAGGAUGAGUGAGCGAUACAUGCAGAUCGGAAGUAAAGGGGCUCUACUUGUAAUGGUGCUUGUGAUCACCGUCUGGGAGAUGACCGUACCAACAGAAGGCGCUACAGCAGCGCACCAGGUCCGAACAGGCACCUGCGAGGUGGUGGCGUUGCACCGCUGCUGCAACAAGAACAAAAUCGAGGAGCGGUCACAAACUGUGAAGUGUUCUUGCUUUCCCGGACAAGUGGCCGGCACCACCAGAGCCUCCCCAUCGUGUGUAGAUGCCUCGAUAGUGGAGCAGAAGUGGUGGUGUCAGAUGCAUCCAUGCCUUGACGGGGAGGAAUGCAAAGUUCUUCCUGAUCUGAAGGGCUGGAGCUGUGCUACAGGGAACAAGAUCAAAACUACCAAGAUUUCCGCGGACAAAGAGCAGCUUUGGUAACGUCAGAUGCUUCACAGGUGAACCAACAGCUCAUGUCUUUGUCAGAUGAUCAAAAGAGAAUAAAUGCGGAGGACCUUUCUGUAAAUAGAGACUUCCUUUCUUUUGGACUGCAAUUAAUCUUUGGAAAACUGAAUGCUUUUUCUUGAACUGUAUGGACAUCAAGGACGGAUCAUCCAGCACUUCUUUUCGAAGGACUCCAUAUGAUUAGCCUUACCGGACAACAGGAUUAAUUCUCUGACAUUGUACUGCUUGUAGUGGAAUACAACGGUGAACUUUGCCUAUAUGUUAAUUUAUAGAGUAAUAUGUCCUUUACAGGGGAUUUGCAUCAUCAAGUUGACCUGGGUUGAACAGCAGGUCAGUUUGUUGUAAGCCUUGCAAAUAUUCAAUACAAAAUGUGAUUUUCAAUUGUGGCUUUCUUCUCUAACAACGUGUAGUUUGAAAGGUUCAGAUAUACAUGAAAAUAUGUGGCCGAGCAGCAGAAAUUCAGGGUGAUUCUCAAAGAAAUACACAACCACUUACAUCAAUGUUUCAUUAGUGUAUAUACUAUAGUGGAAUACUGUAAACCUACUACACAAUAUGAGGACAGCUACAUUGACCCGGUGCUGUAAAAAGGUAUGAACUGAUGAAACCCAGCAGCUGUUAAAAGACAGAAAGUUGGAUCCAGGCUGAUUUUUCCUUCUGAAAAUCACUCUGCCCAUUUCCUGCCGCUUAUGCCAGAUUUUGUUUUCGUAUCACUGCUCUGGAGUUCAGAUUCUAGAUAACAGCAGUGCAAAUGAAACACACACAGCAUCUGGUCACCGGCUGUGUGAUGACAACAGUGUUCCCCAAACAGUUUUCGAGUAGUUACUCAAGUAUGAUUUACUGACCACCUUUCAGUAGGUAUCGCUGGCACUUCCUUGUCUGUGUAAGUGAUAACAUCAGUA